Lampris incognitus (smalleye Pacific opah) is the source of this 3263-nucleotide messenger RNA. Its product is annotated as KIAA0513 ortholog. The record is from RefSeq and is a predicted model, not a curated record. The transcript has 11 exons. Lineage: Eukaryota; Metazoa; Chordata; Actinopteri; Lampriformes; Lampridae. Bases 122 to 1396 code for a protein of 424 amino acids.
ACGUACUACCCUCUACUAAUACCUGCUCUAUACUUGUGAGCAUCUUCAUGUACCUACAGGCCAGCUGAUAGCUCAUUCCUGGACAUUGUUUGAGAGCUAGAGGAAGGGAUUUUCUUCCAACAUGGAGGGCAUAGCUGUGGAGAAUCUCAUAGACUUUGACCUGCCCUCGGAUGCCACAGUGCCCUCUGAUGGGGAUGGAGGACAGCACCAAGACCACUCAGACAUUUUCUCCCCGUUGCCUACAUCCUCCAUGGGGGUCCACCAGGAGCCCUUACUGCCAGAGCCCUUGGUCCCCACUAACCCCAGCUCUCGCCAUCAUCACCCACGGGGAGGAGAAGAAGGGGAAAAUGAUAGUGAUGCCACCGAAUCUGCAGACAGUGAGAAUGACAUGGACCCACCCUCCCAUAGGUGGGAGCUGAGACGGUCAUCCUCCUCGUCCAACCACAGUGGAGAGGAUGGAGGUGCCGAGGCGGUGGAAAGGAGGGAAUUCAUGAAGGCCUAUGUGGAGAAGAUUUUUCACGGAAGGGAAGACUUUGACCAGGAGGAGAAGGCCCAUUUUGGAGAGCUGUGCAGUGGGGAGAAUGGCAAAGGCAGGGAGUGGUUUGCCAAAUACGUCAGUGCACAGCGCUGCAACUCUAAAUGUGUGAGCGAAGCAACCUUUUACAGACUGGUGCAGUCUUUUGCAGUGGUCCUCUUUGAAUGUUAUCAAAUGGAUGACUACAGCCCAGCAAAAAACCUCAUGACCAUGUGCUUCACAUACUACCACAUUGGAAAGUUCCAGCUUUCUCCCUCAGAGUUGUUCGAUCGUGGGGGUCAGCCUUUGGGUCUCGACUCUUACCUGAACAAGGCCAACUCUUGGUUCUCUGGGAAGAAGGACGCUGCUGAACGCCUGCUGAAGACCACAUCAAAGACAGAUGUCAAGGGUUUCUUUGGAGGUCUGGAGAGCAAGCUGAGGGGUCCGAUGGCUCGUAAGACUGAGGAGGGAGAGAGCCCAGUAGAGACGAAGCUCAAAUCAUUAGUGCCUGAGCCUCCAGAGGAAAAGAAAGUGGAAAAGGUGUACCUGUACACUCACCUGAAGCAGCAGCCCAUCUGGCACACCCUAAGAUUCUGGAAUGCUGCAUUCUUCGAUGCCGUCCAUUGUGAGAGGAAGAAGAGAUCACCUACUACUAGGGAGAAGUGGUGUCACAUGACACAAGAGGAGAGGGACGACAGCUCCAAAAUCGAUGAGAAUAUCGCCUUCGGCCAGCUGGGGACAUUCACCCAUAAUAUGCUGGCUUUUGGGCUCAGUAAGAAACUCUGUAAUGAUUUCCUAAAGAAGCAGGCAGUCAUUGGGAACCUCAAUGAAGAACAGUACAAGUUGCUCUGUGACCACAUCGAGAAAAUGGCGGCAGAGUGAGUGCGAGGAAGAAGGCGACGGGCCGCAUUUCAAGUGAUAAAACAAGGACCUGACGCUGCACACGUAUCACAAACUCCUCACCCUUGUCCGGUCACUGCAGCCGCCUCCUCCUAUUGACAGGUGUUGCACGGGCACGGCCCCAUUUCCUCAGAAACUGAUCGCUGGACUGACUUGUUCAGCCCCUAUUUAUCCGCAUUUGCACUGAUCCCCUUUACCCCGUCCUGUAUCAGCAAUAAUAUUAAGCUACUCAAACAUUAUCCGCAUGAAACGUUAUCCAACAGUAGCCUACACACUUAGUUAUCACUAAUGCCUCUGUUGAAAGGCUUAAUUUAUAUCCAUAUGAAGUAAUUAUUCAGACUUAAAUGUGUGAUUAUGUUGUCGGCCACCCUAGAUGUAUAUUUCAAUAUGUAUGAUGAUAUAUUUCAUGCAUCAAAUAUAGAUGUGUAUAUACAUCUGAGGGCUUAAUGUUUUCAGCCAUUAGCUUAUCCACUCCCAAAAUUGCACACAACAAAUUACCUGAAACUGUAUUCAUAACACAUUAAACUAUAUUUAGCUAUAAAAACAUAUGCCAGAAAAAGCGAAACAUUUACAGCACACACCAAAUUUGAGUCACCUCACAUGUAAAUGUAUAAAUCUUAGUGUUUCUUUUUACCCGGAGUACCAGAUGCGUUUUUUUUUACCAUAUAAUGUAAAUUCAGUUAGGUUAUUAAUAAUCACAGAAAGUAUUUCAAAUUGAUUUUUUUUAAAUACACCACGAUGAUCAAUGCACAGAUAUAGUUAUCGUCUUAUUUGGCAGAUCCUAUCCAUAUGUCAUCUUAGUUGGCGAAAAGAAAACAUAACAGUGAUAUUAAUCAUGCUUUGUUAAUAGAGAUCUGUGAAAACACUGGGUCUCACAAAUAUGUUUGAGCGUAUUAAUAACUAACACAUCCGUCCCCGCCGACAUAAGUCUUCCUUCUGUUCGCGUUAUUAGAGAUGGGAUACAAACUUAACUCGUUUUUGGGAAUAGUCACAAAAUCAAUAAUACCUAAUAAUUUAGUUGUAAUAAUUGAGAUAUUAGACGCGCCCUGUCCAUCCAAAGUGCCUUCCGUGUACCUGAGUAAAACUUCUCGUCUGCAUCCUCCGGCAUGACUCUUACUUUAACCCUACAGUAACAACAGUGACUGCACACAAUCCUCUACGUUAAUUCGUCAAGGAUCUCUGGUAAGCUGUACAGCUAAGUUACAAAGAGUAUUUCCGAGACAAACAACUUCCUAUGCACAUAAACAGAAUUCAUCGCGUUGUCGUUUUGUGGGUGUUUUUCGUGGUGUGCUGAAGUAGCUGGUUAGUCGUGGGUAGCAGUGGUGUGUAGAACCCGAAUGUUGCAGAACCAGCAGGCUGUAAAAGAUGCUCCAUGUACUACCUUUAUACAGUCUCCACCCAUCCAGCAGCGUCUGUGCUGCCCGCAUGUAUGUUUACCUAUCUACGUGUGUGUAUCUAUUUGCAUGUGUAAAUAGUGUUGCUCUGUUGAAAAAUAAUGCAAGUGAACUGUGAUUGUAUUACCAUAUUCUACCAAUGGGCGGUAGCAUUGUGUCUUCAAAGCGCUUCUCAGUGAGAGGCGACGCCAUUGAGAGCCAAGGAAUUGGUAUAAGAAAGGCUGCCAAGCUGUUUUCAAGUACAAUUUUAAUAUCAAAUCAUGCUUUUAAAAAUACGUGUGGGAGCUACAUAUGAUGCCAGACGCAAUUCCCUCUCUGGCAAGUGUGAAUCUACUCAUCUGUUAUAGAUAGUGUUUUAAUCUAUUGUGUGUAUCAAUUGAUUUUAUAUAUAUAUACGUAUAUAUAUAUAUAUAUGUUGUUUGUUUUUUUCCAGUCGGUGUAUUAAAACUCUUUUU